AUGGAUCUUGCAAACCUACUCUCGGCCCCGAACCCGGCGGCUCUGGUCACACCGGCCUACACACCUGCCUCGUCCUACACUCCAACGGGGAGCUACUUUCCUCCCACUACCACCGCACAGAAGCGGUCGCCCCCUCAACAGCCCCCAAUGUCUCCGCCUGUCGACGAGCAACAGCAGCAACAACCCAAGUGCUCUCUCCCGUCCAUCUCGACUCUGCUCGAGAACGCAGAUGGCCAGCACGCUGCCAAGCGUCAACGCCUCAGCCCCCCAACUCAAGCAGCCCGUCUCGGCCGCUCGCAGUCCUAUGACGUCUGCCUGCCCCCAACGCCGCCAAUGCGGCCUGGCUCCGGCACCAGGAGCCACAGCCACUCGCCUGGCGAUCCAGCCCUGAACAUGAAGCAGGACUCGCAGCACCGCCAACCCCCCUCAGAGCGCUCCUCUAUCUCCAGCCAGGCCUCGUCGACGCACCACGCCGCCACUGCUGCGGGUGCAUAUGCCUCGCCUGCACCCAGUGUCUCGUCGUAUACGUCGCCCGUUGAUGGCCCGCCCCAAGGCGCGGGAAUCAACCUUCCAGCCCGUCGUCACCACUGGCCCGGCGCCGGCAAUGUCAAGGCAAAUGUCAAUGGCAAUGCCUCUUUCUCAACCGCCCCCAUCCUCCAACUCAUCUGCUACCACUACCAUCAUCUCCCCCGGCACACCAGCCUGGCAACACCACCACUACUUCCCCCCUCCAGCAGCGCGCCCUACCAACAGACCCACGACCGCUACAUCUGCCGCACAUGCCACAAGGCAUUCUCGCGCCCUUCCUCGCUGCGCAUCCACUCCCACUCGCACACCGGCGAGAAGCCCUUCCAGUGCACGCAUGCAGGAUGCGGGAAGUCGUUCAGUGUCCGCUCUAAUAUGAAGCGUCAUGAGCGCGGGUGCCAUUCUGGGAGACCUGUUUCGGUUGCUGCUUCUGUGGCGCAGACUCUUGUUGUUUGA
Penicillium lagena is the source of this 981-nucleotide messenger RNA. RefSeq names its product C2H2-type zinc finger protein. The coding region runs from base 1 to 981 and encodes 326 amino acids. The transcript is spliced from 3 exons. Lineage: Eukaryota; Fungi; Ascomycota; Eurotiomycetes; Eurotiales; Aspergillaceae. Gene Ontology annotation, molecular function: DNA-binding transcription factor activity, RNA polymerase II-specific; RNA polymerase II cis-regulatory region sequence-specific DNA binding. Gene Ontology annotation, cellular component: PcG protein complex; transcription regulator complex. Gene Ontology annotation, biological process: regulation of transcription by RNA polymerase II. The record is from RefSeq and is a predicted model, not a curated record.